CCCCCCCCAAAAAAAAAUCAAAAAAAUCAACACCUUGGAACUCAAAAAAAGGUCUUCCCAUGUGUCGAUAUGAACUGCUUGGCAGUGCAAUUAUCAUUCUCUCUGAGAUGAAACUUUGUCUUGGAGGUUCGGACGCACAAGCAAUUGAGAGUCGGUACGAAAAAAAACAAAACAAAAAGCAAUUGAAUUUGAUUUCAUAGCUCCAUUUUCUUGUCAUUUGAAUCGCGGAUUCACUCCCCCACACCUCUCGAUCAAAGCGGCAUCUCCGCGUCGCGCACCCGCACUGACAUCAGCGUGUCGCGCCUAACCCGUAAUCAGUAGCAGCAGCAACAGCCGCACAGGAAACAGUGACAGUCGCAAACUCACCCCGCGACAAUGCUCCAUGAAGUCCUCCUCUCCCUCGCCGGCCAUCCGUCUCCACUCCUGCGGUCCGAUCCCUCAGCCGCCAAUGCGGAUAAGCACCCCGCCGCAGGCGAUGCGACGACCGCCUCCGCCGUCUUCACUCCGCCAGAGCGGGAGCUCCUAGCGUCCGUGUCGCACCUCAGCGGCCUGCACAUCAAGCUGCGGAGCCACACGGCUCAGAUUACCGUUUCGCACCCGUCGACAAUAUGCCGUGCCGUUGCCGCCUCGAUUAGCUCCGUCCACCUCGCCGCGUUCCAGCGCAAGGUCCUCGAGGUUGAGGAUUCUGUGCUGCGGCGGGAUGCGUCACUCGUCGGGGCUUACAACAUUGUGCCGUUGACGGCUGUGGUCAGUGAAUUCUCGGACUGGACGAGACGCAUGGAGUGGCUGUGGGAGAUUGUCAAGUUUAUGGUCUCGGCAAGUACGGAAACAAAGGCUGGAAAGCAGCGUGGCGCGACGGCAGGAACCGCAGCGUCUUCCUCGCCAUCUCCAUGUACCGGAGCCAGCAUCAUUGAUAAGCUGCGUGGUGAGCUGCAGACUGGCUACUUGGACAUCGAGACCACCGCCGGGAGCUUGGUAGCAGUUGCCGAGACUGCCUGGCUAAAGCAAGUCUCCGCCUGGAUUCUAUAUGGUCGUCUUCCAACCUUUGGCAGUGGGGAUUUCUUUGUGCAGAGGGCCUCGGAGGAAAGUGACGAGGACUUUGUUUGCGAACACACUCUGCUCCCAUCGUUUGUCACGCCAUCAACAGCAUCAUCAAUGCUCUUUAUUGGUUUGUCACUGAACCAGAUUCGGGCGAAAAGGAUGGACACGUCUGGUUUAAGCUUGCACGACACUCAUCAACUGUCAUCACAGCUUUCCGAACUCUCCAAACUCCAAUUCCCUCUAGACAGUGCUGCGCUUUCACGGACGAUCACCAGCAUAAGACUGUUUUUGUCGAAGAACAUUCUCUUAAAAUUCCUGCCACUAGUCAAAGUACUUGAGAUCUUACAGCUCCUGAGAGAUUUCUUCCUGCUCGCCCGAGGUGACUUCGCCAUGGCCUUGUCACAACAGGCGGACGAGAAACUUCGCAGCCGCUGGCGCAAAACAGAAAACCUUAAUCAUGCUUACGGAAAACAGGAUGGACUCGGAAACGCCAUGCUCAAAGAGGGAGAGGUGAUGCAGAUACUUGCCCGUACCUGGGCAGCUUUGGGCUCCCUACAGGGUCAGCACGCCGAAGAAGACGAGGGCCUUGAGUUAGCAAGGGACAUCAUGCGCCUCACCCUUACAAAAACGAGGCCCUCGACGCCAGCUACGUCCCAUGCCACACCAGCGGCGGCUGAAUAUCCCUCCGGGAUUGCCAGUACACCUUUUCGCAACCUCCUUCUCUCGGUGCCAGCUGUGCUCACAUUAUACAUCCCUUCCCCCCUCGACCUUUUCCUAAGCCAAUCAGACCUCCAAACUUAUACCCUAAUCAACUCUUACCUUCUUUCAAUACGGCGAGCGCAUCUAAGGCUCACGGAUCUGUGGAAGAUCUCUGCUUUAAGGAGACACUGGCCACCGCCUCCAAGGCCACGACAGGGAAGCAGUGGCGCUGGUCGCGCGCGGACGCAGCUGCUCCGGGCUCGACACAACGAACGGUCACAUGCGCUGCGCAGCGCAUGGGCCAACAUCAGCGCCGCCAUAUUUUUCUUGGCUGAAACAGAAGCAUAUCUGCAGACAGAGGUAGUGGCAGGGCUGUGGGAGGGUUUCCAGAACUGGCUGCUCACUGGUAGCGACAGAGCGCACCAGGAUGACCGCAAGGUUAGCAGGUACGACCGGCACACUUCACUCAACAGCUCAGCCCACGAUGAGAUGGAUGUAGAUGCCGAGGAGGAGCAAGAAGAUGAUAUCUGGCUCGCCUCUGUUUCAGACGAAAAUAGCCUGACGGCAGGAGGUGACACACCACAGCGCCAACCCCACGACCCGCAGACUCUGGCCACCGCACACCGACUGUACCUGCGAAUCCUUGCCAGGCGCAUCCUCCUGGUGAACCAGUCCUUCACAGACGUGCUGUACGAGCUCCUAGUCAACGUCGACCACCUCGUCGCGCUGGUCCAUCGCCUAGACGGGGUCUGGACGUCCGUGGAUCUAGAGGUAGACUCUGGCGUAAUCGACGCAUUCGUCGACCUCGAACGUGAAGAGGCCGACAUCCGCAACGAGAUCAUCGCCGUCGAGCGGCGUGUCAGGAUCGGUGUCGAGGCUUGCAUCAAGGAGUUGAGAGAUGUAGAGACUCGCCACGAUGGUGACGGCGACGUCGAUGACGUGGCGCUUCUAGAGCUGGGUGAGUACGUCCCGCGCCGGGUCGGCGGGGUGGAUAGGCUUUUGAUGAAGCUUGAUUUUGGCACAUGGUUCCGGUCAGGACGCGAUGUUGCUCAAGCUUCUGAUGAAGAUGAAGAGAUGGAAUCUUAGGUAACU
Messenger RNA from Pyricularia grisea, 2832 nucleotides. RefSeq lists its product as uncharacterized. Gene Ontology annotation, cellular component: centrosome; equatorial microtubule organizing center; spindle pole. Lineage: Eukaryota; Fungi; Ascomycota; Sordariomycetes; Magnaporthales; Pyriculariaceae. The transcript has 2 exons. Gene Ontology annotation, biological process: spindle assembly; mitotic cell cycle; microtubule nucleation. The coding region runs from base 376 to 2826 and encodes 816 amino acids. Gene Ontology annotation, molecular function: microtubule minus-end binding; gamma-tubulin binding. The record is from RefSeq and is a predicted model, not a curated record.